This is a messenger RNA of Strongyloides ratti, 303 nucleotides long. RefSeq lists its product as hypothetical. The record is from RefSeq and is a predicted model, not a curated record. NCBI's taxonomy places the organism in Eukaryota, Metazoa, Nematoda, Chromadorea, Rhabditida, Strongyloididae. Bases 1 to 303 code for a protein of 100 amino acids. The transcript has 2 exons.
AUGACAUCACUUUCUGAGUAUGUUUCUGAACAACGAGGUAAAAAUCAAUCAGGAAUAGGUUUAAUAACAAAUUCAUUCAAAUCAAUUGGUAUUGGACAACGUUUAACAGGAGUUUUAUCUAAUUGGAAUGGAAAUAGAGUGAAUGAUGAUAAUUUAAACGAACCAUUGAUAGAUGAAAAUAAUGAAAACAAUGAUACAUCAUCAUCUUGGUUUAACUUAUCAAAUCGUAAGAAUAGUAAUGAUAAUGGAAAUGAUUGUUUUGGUCUUGGAUAUUUACAACGUGAUUUCUUAUUCCAGUUUUAG